AUGGUCCCCUUACAAGCUCCAGUGGCUUCAUGCUUCACACGCCGACGUAUAGGUCCUGACACACCCGGGGUACUAGAGCUCUUUGUAAAGCCUCCUGUGAUUGUUCUACGAAGCCAAAAUAGAUUUAGAGACCAGAAGCCUCGAGGUCGUCAGAAGACAAUUUUCAUAAGGCGCGUGUGGCCACAGGUGUGGUCUUGCCUCACACUCCAAAAUGCACUCAAGACCUCACACUCCAACACGAACUCAAGACCUCACACUCCAGCAUACACUCAAGACCUCACACUCCAGCAUACACUCAAGACCUCACACUCCAUCACACACUCAAGACCUCACACUCUGGCCCACCAGAGAACUCCAGGGGCCUCUGCCUCCAGCACCACCUCAAGACCUCCACCUCCAACAUGCACUCAAGACCUUACCUCUAACACCCCCUCAAGACCUCCACCUCCAACAUGCACUCCAAGACCUCCUGCUCCUUUGAACCUCAGAACCUCCUCCGCAUACCUCAAGACCUCACACUCAACAUGCACUCAAGACCUCCCCUCCAACACGAACUCAAGACCUCCCUCCAGCAUGUACUCAAGACCUCCACACUCCAACCUUACACUCAAGACCUCAUUCAACAUACCCAAGACCUCACAUUCCUUCACCCAAACCUCAUUCAACACCUCCAAGACCUCACCUCAACACACACUCAAGACCUCACACUCCAACAAGAACUGGACACAUAGGCACAGAGUGUGA
Molecule: messenger RNA, 744 nt
Organism: Homarus americanus (American lobster)
Lineage: Eukaryota; Metazoa; Arthropoda; Malacostraca; Decapoda; Nephropidae
Product: mucin-2-like
Exons: 2
Coding region: 1-744 (247 amino acids)
Source: RefSeq, a predicted model, not a curated record